Hyla sarda is the source of this 1002-nucleotide messenger RNA. RefSeq names its product trace amine-associated receptor 2-like. The coding region runs from base 1 to 1002 and encodes 333 amino acids. Gene Ontology annotation, biological process: G protein-coupled receptor signaling pathway. The transcript has a single exon. Gene Ontology annotation, cellular component: membrane. Gene Ontology annotation, molecular function: trace-amine receptor activity. Lineage: Eukaryota; Metazoa; Chordata; Amphibia; Anura; Hylidae. The record is from RefSeq and is a predicted model, not a curated record.
AUGUCUCUGACUACUCCCAACUGCUCCCAAUUUGAAAACUCAUCUUUCUCCUGUUCUAGCAGUCACCCUCUGGGUAUCCGAAUAGGACUAUAUAUGUUCUUCACUUGUUCUAUAACCAUUACGGUCUUUGGAAACCUUGGUAUUAUUAUUUCCAUUUCUCAUUUUGUGCAGCUCCAUUCCCCUACCAAUUAUCUUAUACUUUCCUUGGCCAUAACUGACCUUUGUCUUGGAAUAUUUAUUAUGCCGUACAGCAUGGUGAGAACUGUGGAAAACUGUUGGUACUUUGGAAAUAUAUUUUGCAAGAUACAUUAUGGCUUUGACUUGACUCUUAGUGUAAUCUCCAUCUUUCACCUCUGCAUUAUAGCCAUUGACAGAUUCUAUGCAGUGUGUCAGCCACUUUAUUAUCCCAUAAGGAUCACAGGGCCAGUUAUUAAACGUCUGGUUUUCUUGUGUUGGUCUAUUGCUAUGAUAUUUUCCCUUGGAGUGGUUGUUUCCAACUCCCAUGUCUCUGGCCUUGAAGGCUAUGACAUUUUAGUCACCUGUUUUCAUGUCUGUCCAAUCACAUUUAACAAAUUAUGGUCACUGGUUCUUUUCUUUAUAUGUUUUUUCAUUCCCGCAUCUAUAAUGGUUGGAAUUUAUAUAAAGAUAUUCCUUGUGUCCCUGAAACACAGGAGGAACAUUAAAAGAAACAUUUUGGCUGAAACGUCACAAAGCAUAUUCAAGAAGAGAGAACACCAAGCUGCUAAGAAGCUGGCUAUUUUAAUGGGUGUGUUCCUUACAUGCUGGUUACCCCUGUUUGUUACAUUUUUAGUCGAUCCAUUCAUAAACUACUCCACUCCGACUGUCAUUUUUGAAGUAUUUAAUUGGUUCUCUUAUAUAAAUUCAACAUGUAAUCCAAUAUUGUACGGCUUUCUUUAUCCAUGGUUUAGAAAAGCUUUAAGGCACAUUGCUUGCGGCAGAAUUUUUUACGGGCGCUCUCCAAAAAAAUCUGUUUUCCGAUGA